This is a messenger RNA of Lodderomyces margitis, 1302 nucleotides long. Its product is annotated as N-acetylphosphatidylethanolamine-hydrolyzing phospholipase D. The transcript has a single exon. Lineage: Eukaryota; Fungi; Ascomycota; Pichiomycetes; Serinales; Debaryomycetaceae. The record is from RefSeq and is a predicted model, not a curated record. Gene Ontology annotation, molecular function: zinc ion binding; N-acylphosphatidylethanolamine-specific phospholipase D activity. Gene Ontology annotation, biological process: N-acylphosphatidylethanolamine metabolic process; N-acylethanolamine metabolic process. The coding region runs from base 1 to 1302 and encodes 433 amino acids. Gene Ontology annotation, cellular component: cytoplasm; membrane-bounded organelle.
AUGUUGGUACGGACGAAAUAUCUAAUAAAAUCUCGAAAAGAUGAGUAUCAAAAAUUGCUCAACCAACAGCUGCAACAACUGCAACAGCAACCGCAUGCUGCCAACUUAGAUUAUUCCAAGUUCAAAUCAGCCACAGUGGCAGGGAUGUUUGUUAACCCAUUCGACGAGUACCGACCCCAAACCGCAUUUGAAUUUGUGCUUGUACGAAUCAUGGAACUCUUUGAACUGUUGUAUGGAAAUGCAUUUGAGAAACAUGCAAAACUACCUCAUCCUCAUGACGGUGCUGUUGAAGUGGAAGAUGAGCUUGAAUUAUUUAAGCCGGAUUUGGAAAGGUACAGAGCCAACUCAGCGAUACUACAGCAAUGUGUCAAGAAUAAUCAAUUUCAAGCAUUGUAUCAUCAGAAUAAAGGCGGGUUUUUGCUUAAAUCUAAACCACUGGUAAACCAGCAAUUGCUAUUCACUUGGCUAGGUCAAUCGUGUACAUUAUUUCAAGUGUCAGGAAUCAAUUUCCUAACUGAUCCGAUAUUAAGUGAUCAUUUAAUCACACCAUCAUUCGGACCUAAACGAUUAACUAGAUCGCCAUUAUCAUUUGAGGAUAUCGAGUAUGCCACCAACAACAAUCUUGAUUUUGUCUUGGUUUCUCAUGAUCACCCGGAUCAUUUAGAAAUGGAUCUUGUGGCAAAGAUACGCAAUGAUAGUUGUUGGAUUGUGCCCUUGGGUUUAAAGCAAAAACUAGCUAGAAGGGGAGUUCAUAAAGUGAUUGAAUUAGAUUGGUGGGAUACGUUGGAUAUAACCAAAUACAUCACCCAAGACCCGCAAUUCCCUGAUAAGUAUGAAAUUGAAUGUGUUCCAUCGAUGCAUUGGUCAGGACGGUAUGUCAUUGAUUCAAAUAAAUCAUUAUGGUGUUCGUAUAUUCUAAAACGCAACGGACAAUCUAUAGUUUACCAUGCAGGAGAUACGGGGUACCUGAAGGAACUAUUUGAUAUCAUUGGCAAGAAAAAUGGUCCAGUUACAUUGGCAUUGUUGCCUAUUGGCCAAUAUUGCCCCAGUUGGCAUCAGAAACCACGACAUAUAUCACCAGAAGAAGCAUUGCAAAUAUCACAGCAAAUUUCGGCCACAUUUAUGAAGGGAAUACAUUGGGGUACGUUCAAAUUAAGUGGUGAGCCCAUUUUGGAGCCCAAGAAUUUGUUGACAAAGUUGGCAACGGCUGCUGGAAGGGCCAAUGAUUAUAAGGUACCUCAAUUUGGCUUGACUUAUUUAUUUGAUCUAGAGCAUAAUAAAGAAAUAGAGUUGUUUGUAUAG